ACUAUUUAAAGACCAUUUUUCCAAUAUCAACAAAUUUAGGAAUAAACAUAAUAUUGCUGAAGUUGGAUUCUAAGUCUAGGUAAUAAAUUCAAGACAAGAAAACAAAGCAGGACAAACAGAUAUCUCAGAUUCCAAGAAAGGCUCAAGUCAAUACUCAACCAAGCAAAUAGCUAUGGCAUCAUCAGUCAAGAAGAAAACUAAGUGCUGCGAUGUCCUGAAGAUGUUCAUGGUGGCUCUAACAUUCAGCUUUACUUGCAAAGCACUAUCAGGAGUUAUCAUGAAAAGUUCCAUCACUCAGAUAGAAAGAAGAUUUGGUAUAACAACAUCUGAAGCUGGUUUCAUUGACGGAAGCUUUGAAAUAGGCAAUUUACUGGUGAUUACACUGGUAAGUCAUUUUGGAGCCAAAUCACACAUACCAAGAUUAAUUGGAAUUGGGUGUUUCAUUAUGGGAAUUGGAAGUUUUUUAACUGCUUUACCUCACUUUUUCAUGGGACCUUACAGGUAUGACUCGAUAAUAAAUGCUAACCCACUUGACAAUUCGACAGUAACCUACACUCCUUGCUCAACUGAUGUCAAUUCAGCUGGCAACAACAGAUCAUCCUUAUUAUUAGAGUCAGGUUGCAAAAGUGAGUCUCAUUCAUUCAUGUGGAUAUAUGUCUUCGUUGGAAACCUGUUACGUGGGAUUGGGGAAAGUCCGAUUGGACCCCUGGGACUCACAUACAUUGAUAAUUUUGCUAAAGAAGGACAUUCUACUUUUUAUAUGGGCAUUUUGCAUUCAAUUUCAAUGAUUGGCCCAACAAUAGGAUAUCUGUUGGGAUCUUUAUGUGCAAAACUGUAUGUGGACUUUGGAUCUGUAGACCUAAGUUCUAUAACAAUUAACCCAAAUGAUUCCCGUUGGGUUGGUGCUUGGUGGCUUGGCUUUCUUGUAGCAGGAUCCCUUAAUAUUGCUUCUGGGAUACCAUUCUUUUACUUUCCUAAAAAUCUGAAGAAAGCAAGAAAGCAAAGUACAGGUCCAACACCUUUGGAUGCACCCAGUACCAAGGAAAAUGGAGGCCAGAAGUUAAAUUUUAAAGAUUCUGAGCAAACAAAGCGUAAUGGCUUGGCAGGUUUUUUCUACUCUUUGAAAUGUAUCAUUACUAACAAGGUGUACAUUUUGUUCUUGAUUUCAACAUUGAUGACUGUUAGUAGUUUUAUUGGAAGCAUUACCUAUAUUCCAAAAUAUUUAGAACUGGAGUAUGGCAUGUCCAUGGCUAAAUCUAACUUUCUUCUGGGAACAACAACAAUGCCUUUUGUUGCUAUUUCACUUUUACUAGGAGGAUAUAUUUCUAAAAAAUUAAAAUUGAGUGUGAUGGGAAUUGCCAAACUAUUUUUUAUUACCAACAUUGGCAGCUCAACUUUCCUAGCAUUUCUGUGGUUUUUAAAUUGUGGAAAACAGCCAAUAGCUGGCUUAACAGUAACCUACACGGGAAAUGACCCAGGGACAACUGAAAACAUCCCAUUUUCUUUCUGCAACUCAGACUGUAAUUGUGAUGCCAAUGUGUGGGAUCCUGUCUGUGGAGAUGAUGGACUCACUUACAUGUCCCCCUGUUUGGCUGGUUGUAAAUAUUCAGUAGGCCACGGAAAGGACUUGGUGUUCCGUAACUGUAGUUGUGUUGAAGCCAACAAUUUCCAGUCUGGGAAUUCCUCAGCUUAUUUGGGCAAAUGUCCAAAGACAGAUGAUUGUUCAAGAAAUUUUAUUUAUUAUAUGAUACUAUCUUCUUUGUCUUCCUUUAUCAUCGGACUAGGAGGUACCUCUGCUAUAGUUUUGAUUUUUAAGUUUGUUGAGCCUGAACGGAAAUCACUGGCAAUGGGUUUUAAUUCAGUGGUUAUACGAACACUAGGAGGAAUUUUAGCUCCUAUUUAUUAUGGAGCAGCAAUAGAUGUAACAUGCCUAAAAUGGGACACCGAUAAUUGUGGGGAUCAAGGAGCUUGUAGAAUGUAUGACCCUGCUUCAUUCAGAAACAGAUUCUUUGGCUUGACUGGGGGACUAAGAGCAUCAGGGAUUAUCUGUUAUAUCUUCUUAUUCAUUGCUAUGAAGAAAAAAUAUCAAGAAAACAAGACCGGACUUUCUAAUAAUGGAGGAAUAGAUAUGGAUCAAUCAAACCUUAAAGAGCCUUUAAAAAAUAACUUGGUAUCCUCCCCUCAUGCAGAUGGUGAAACCCACAUUUAGCUUGAACAAUUACUUCUCCAUAACCAAAGCGCCUUUGCUUCCUUCUUUAAUGAGAUCCAGAUACACCAAGAACCAAAAUGUCAGCUAGUGGAAGACCCUCCAUUCAGUUAUCAUGUUCUUUUUGAGGCAAAUCUGAGGGGUAUUAUUAAACAGCUAUUGUUUUUCACUAAGAA
Messenger RNA from Phascolarctos cinereus (koala), 2382 nucleotides. NCBI's taxonomy places the organism in Eukaryota, Metazoa, Chordata, Mammalia, Diprotodontia, Phascolarctidae. The record is from RefSeq and is a predicted model, not a curated record.